CGGGUUGUUUCCCCAGUGUGGAUGCAGCCAGAGAUUGAAACUACUUAUCUUUUGGGCUCCUGAAGGCUAUCCUGGUAAAGAAAGAAGAGUGUGGCUCUAAAGUCCCUAUCUCUAGGUGUAUUAUCCAGGAAGCUGGGCAAAAGGCAGUGCGGACGCAGGCCAGGGAUCGACCUGCUUUAGGCCAGCGGAGGAGGAAGCAAGAGCCGGAGGGCAAAGAUGUUCUGGAUUCAGGGCCGGACACUACAGGUGGCAAGAUGUUCAAGACCACUACAAAGACUGCUAUCUGAAGCAAACGCCAAUUUACCUGUGUUAACGUUGUUCACCAAGAAUCCAUGUCCCUUGUGUGAUGAAGCCAAAGUGGUGCUGGAGCCAUACAAGCACAAGUUUAUUUUACAGGAAGUAGACAUCACCCUUCCAGAUCAUUCAUCCUGGUUUGAAAAAUAUAAGUAUGACAUCCCUGUCUUUCAUUUGAACGGGCAAUUUCUAAUGAAGCAUCGAGUGGAUAUCAAAAAACUGGAGAAUCAGUUGUUAACCCUAGAGUUGCAAGAUGAUGGCAACAAAUGAAGAAAAAUGAAGAUACUUGGUUAUGAAGUAGGAAGGAAUACAUAGAUAAUUUUGAUGCCUUAUUAACAAAUAAAACUAUAUUAACUGCAUGCAUUUCUUGAAAUGAAAAUACAUGUUUAACUCCGUUUUGUAAAAAUGAUCAUGUCCUUCAGAUUGCUGUGCACUUUGCUCCUCCUACAUUUGUAGAAUCAUAGCAUGGAAGGGACCAUAAAAGCUAUCCAGUCCAACCCCUGCAUUGUAGAAACACUCAUCCAAAGCACUCACAAAAGAUGGCUAUCCAACCUCUGUUUAAAAACCUCCAAAGGAGUACAACGCCCUCUUGAGCAAUCUAUUUCAUUGUCAAAUAGCUAUUACAAUAAAUAUGUUCUUCCUAAUAAGUAGGUGAAUUCUCAUUUUUUGUAAUUUUAAUCCAUUGAUCCAUAGACCAGUUUCUGGAACAGCAGAAAACCAACUCAUUCAGUCUUCAAAUAUUGCAAUCUUCAACUCAGAGUAAACCCUGCUGAACUCAGUUGGGUUUAGCACUGAGUAGACAUCUUUAGGCUUUGGAAAGAUAGCCACGUGACUUUUAAUCAGUAAAAAAAAAAGCUGUUUCUCACUGACACAUUUGUCUAAUUGUUAUUAUACCCUUCACGGCAAUAAAGAAACCAGGCACUUCUUUGCUCAUAAGGAUGUUUAAUGUGGAAAAAAGACUUAGGAGACCUUUCACACUAAACCAUUACAGGGCUAUGAUCUCAGCUGAACUGCCAUCCACUACAAACUGUGAAAUUCUGAGAUUUGCAGUUCAGCGAGGCAUAGAUCUCUCUGGCUGAGAAUUCUAAACACUCCUCCCUAAACUGAAAUCCCUGGAUUCCAAGAUUGUUGUCCUGCCAAUGGGGUCUACAAUUCUUUCAAAUAUCUAUCCCCCCCCCCAUAUGCCUUGUUUAAAUGUUACGUGGGAGUGUGACAAGGACCCAGAAAUGGCUAGGGAGGCCAGUGUUUCCCCCACCUAUAUUAAGUGGGGGGGGGGGACACUUGUCUUGUUUAGAAACAUUUGGAUAGCAUCCUGUUUAGUAGUUAUGAGAUUGUAAAUUGGAAAUAGAAUCUCAUGACUGCAGAAGAUUCAUGUUUAUGGCAGUUGAUGGCUGAAUGCAUCCCCUAAACUCUAUCUUCUCAGCCUGGCAGUGCCCCAACCAAAGGGAUUGUAUGACAUCUGCAGCACUGCGAACAGGCAACUGGAGAGACUCUCAGGGUCCUGGUGCAACUGCUUCUCUCAAUGUGUCCUAUGACCAGAAGAUCAAUGCCGAUGUUAUCCAAACCACAGUGCUCCAAUCUAUAGUGCCUCAGAAACCCUUCUGAUUUUUGUGGUGGUGCCAAGUUGAAAAGGUAGGCUUUUUGAAGGACUAACUACAACAGUGACAGAGCUCUGUCACUCUAGUUAUGGCUGCAACUGCACUGCAUAAAUAAUGCAGUUUGACACCACUUUAACUGCCAUGACUCAGUGCUGUGGAAUCAUGGAAUUUGUAGUUUGUUGUGACUCUAGAGCUCGCCAACAGAGAAGGCUAAAUAUCUCACAAAACCACAAACCCCACAAAUCCAUAGCAUUGAAACAUGACGAAGCUGGACCAAACUACAUUAAUUCUAUAGUGCAGAUGUAUCCUAUGUCUGAAAACAUAUUGCAGAAUCUUGACUUGCUUGAGUUUUAUAAAUGUAUUAUAGCCCUUCUAAUAAAUUUUGAGACCUAGGAUUAAAAUCUAUGUGAUUAUAAGUAUUUAUUGAAAAAGUCUAAGUGCUGUGGGGCACAAAUAAUACCAGACACAUUAGAUCAGAGGCAUGUUAGUAAAACUGAAUCUUUUUUUAAAACA
Messenger RNA from Sceloporus undulatus (fence lizard), 2405 nucleotides. RefSeq names its product chromosome 2 C5orf63 homolog (gene C2H5orf63). The coding region runs from base 217 to 564 and encodes 115 amino acids. The record is from RefSeq and is a predicted model, not a curated record. Lineage: Eukaryota; Metazoa; Chordata; Lepidosauria; Squamata; Phrynosomatidae. The transcript is spliced from 4 exons.